GGCUUUUGAUCAAUCGACCGACCGACUCGAUUCCCCCGCAGAGCCUGAGGGAGAUCGGAGGCGAUGGGAGGCGGGGGCAUGGGGAUCCGCGCGGCCGCCAGGGCCGCCUUCAUCGGCGGCUACCGCUCCGCCUCGAACGCCCGCCGCGCCGUCCUGCCCCCCUCCUCCGCCGCCGCGGCCGACGCCCGCCCCGCGUCCACGGCCGCCACCUUCGACGACUGGUACAUCCCCGACCGCGAGGUGUUCGGCCCCGUGCCCUCCCACGACGAGGCCAUGGCCGCCACCCUCGACCUCAGGGACGCCUUCGAGAUUGCCAAGACUGAAUCCCAUGGUGCCCGCCUGGAUAUGUCGCAUGGUGGUCCCACAAAGGUCGCUCAGGAAACAUUUCAGGAUCAUCCCCAUUCAGAAGCAUCUAUGCAUGAAGAGAAGAAUGACAAUUUGUCCGUUGCCUCUGGAUCCUCUGCACGUGUUAUUGAAGCCUUCACCAUGCUACAGGACAGCCCUGAAGCUCAGGAUGUUGUUGCUUCGCUUGCGUCUGAUAAGAAUGUCUGGGAAGCUGUGAUGAAGAAUAAAAAACUUGUGGAGUUUUACAAGACAAACCUCAGCGAGUCAUCCAGUGUCACUGACGAAGCUGAACAGAGCGACGCUGAGAGCUCGCAGAGCAGCAAUGCUGUCUUGCCAGGAGACGCAUUCAGCGAUUACAUUCAGAAGAUGAAGGCGUUCGUGUCGGAGAUGGUGACAAAUCUUUCGAGCAUCAUGCAGGACCUGGUGGCCACGUCGGACGAGGGCCAGAGCAAGGGGAGGCUGAAGACCCUGAUCGUCAACACCAAGAAGGAUUUCGUAAACGGCCCGUCGUCGUUCGUGCUCCUGGCCAUCGCGUCGAUCCUGGUCGUUUUGCUCAAGCGCGCGUAGUUCUGAAUAAAACGAAGGAGCUGGCCGAGUGGUUGUUCGGAGUUUGGUUUCGUUUCAGCUCUUUGAGCCAGAUAGGGUUUGAUUUCCCUGCUCUAGUUAGUUCAACAAAUGGUCGAUUCUACGUAGUGUACAGGUCGACGUUAAGUCCUUUCAAGGGUUUAUCUGGUGGCUGUGUGUUUACCUGGAGUGAACAUGUUCUGCAAGAUGAAUAAUAUGAUAGAGUUUAGUUUUCUUU
This is a messenger RNA of Hordeum vulgare subsp. vulgare (domesticated barley), 1147 nucleotides long. RefSeq lists its product as uncharacterized. The record is from RefSeq and is a predicted model, not a curated record. The coding region runs from base 64 to 912 and encodes 282 amino acids. Lineage: Eukaryota; Viridiplantae; Streptophyta; Magnoliopsida; Poales; Poaceae. The transcript is spliced from 4 exons.